Porites evermanni is the source of this 8360-nucleotide messenger RNA. NCBI's taxonomy places the organism in Eukaryota, Metazoa, Cnidaria, Anthozoa, Scleractinia, Poritidae. The record is from the annotation of a GenBank genome assembly.
AUGGCCGAUGAGGACGUUGCCGCUUUGGUUAUAGACAAUGGCUCGGGUAUGUGCAAGGCCGGUUUCGCCGGAGACGAUGCUCCUCGUGCAGUGUUUCCUUCCAUCGUUGGCCGUCCAAGGCAUCAGGGUGUGAUGGUUGGUAUGGGUCAGAAAGACUCGUACGUCGGUGACGAAGCUCAAAGCAAGAGAGGUAUUCUGACUCUCAAAUAUCCCAUCGAACACGGCAUUGUAACAAACUGGGAUGACAUGGAAAAGGUGAGUACUUUAUGCGAUGGUUAAAUGAUCUCAGUGGAACAUCGAGUCACGAUGAAUUUCCUUAUUUCAGAUCUGGCAUCACACCUUCUACAACGAGCUUCGUGUAGCUCCUGAGGAACACCCAGUUCUGCUGACUGAAGCUCCUCUCAACCCAAAAGCCAACAGAGAAAAAAUGACACAGGUAAACAGCACGCUGUUGCGUGGCUUAGUCUCAUUAAAAAAAAGUCUGAGUUCUAGCAUUACAAAUAAAUGUUUCACGGACGGUCCGUUAUGAAAAAGUCCAGCCAUAAAUAUAAAUCGCGUGGUCUCCCAUUCCAACGCUUUCUAAGCGAAAUGUAUCUCUCCAACUCUAACUAUUGUGUCAUGAGAAAACAAUUGAAAUAAUAAUUGACUUAACGAGUGAAGCUUUUUUAUUUGUCAGGGAUAAAAUUGCCAUUUAUUCUGAAAUUUAGUGAAUGAAGUAAAAUUCAAAAAAAUGUAUUUCAUCUGUUACUUUGUUCUGUAUGCAAUUACAUAAAACCUACAAGACGUUAUUUAAAUUGGCGCGGUUUAAAACCUAGCACAAAUUUGCAUGUGGGUAUGUUAAAACUUUAUUUUAUAUCCUUUCUUCACAACCAAAUUCUUCCAUCAAAUUUUAUCGCGCUGUAUUAAACCAAAACAAAAAUGAAAAUUUAAAUUUGCCGUUAAAGAUUUUCAAAUUUCUUUGUUUUGAGAAAAACAGCGUCCGGGUGACUGCUCGGUCAUAUCUGACUCGUCUUAAUGCCUAUAUUUGGUAAAGAAACGCUCCAAUUGGUCAGAAUUGGAGAGUUUGAAACAGAACUUUUAAGUAGUCUUUUGCCAAAAUCUGAAUAAUUAACAACAGGUGGAAUUAAUUGAAAAUAUUCCAUGGUUCUUUUUGUGUUUAACAUAGCUUCACAAUUUUUAUUUUAUUUUCUCGGAUUGGAAUUUUUUGGGGGGAAUUUUCGUUCCACGAUAGCUACCACAACAUUCGCCAAGAAAUCGAUCUUCGUCAAGCAUCAUUUUCAGAUUGCGCUUCGAAGGCCGGGUCCCUGUUAAUUGUAUGCUGACUGAAUGACCACGCGAAAAUAUACUAAAAACCAGCUCGCAAAAUACAACUUACAACAUGAAAUCAGAUUUAAAUACCAAUCAGCCUUUCAGCGCUGUGACCGUUCAUAUUGUAAUCUAAAAUUGGUCUGCUCCCGUGAAACGGAAACUGCUCGAUUUUUCGAUGGCAAACUGGGUUUAGACUACCGACCGAUCACAUGGUACCUGACGAAUUUGUUGACAGGUUCAAAACUUUGACCGGACAUUUUGUUCACACUGAACCGGCCAGCAUUUUUGCUUUGUUUAUGUGGAACAGACGAACCUGGCUGAAUUUUACCUUUUUCAAUGGCUUUUCCAUCUGCCAAUGCGCAAAGCGCGACCACGAAUUUUCCUUCCUCUUUCUAAACUUAAGUGCAGUCUCUAAAAAAUCAACUCCAGGGAAAUUCGCUUACAUUUAACAAUUACAUCGAAUUGAAAUAAACGCUCCUUAGUCUGAAAAAACGCGAAUUCAUUUUAAAAGUGACGUUUUCGCUGCUGUCGCCGUCGUCGACGCUAAAGCUCCCUAAGAUUCUUGAUGAGGCUUUUUACAAAGUUUUUCAUGACAAUAGCAUUACGUCAGGCGUACGCAUAGCUCAAUUAUCUUUUUCAUUAAAUCCUUCACUAGAGAAUUUCUAUAAGUAAAAUAAAAAAUUAAGCAAUACUAGUAAACUACUACCUAGCAAAAAGAUUUUUUUGAUAAAGCCUAAGUGUUUUGCAAAAAAGAAGACACACAUUUCUAGGGUACUAAACUCCAAAAUAUUACAUAGUCAUUUGAUUUACUUCUAACGAGGUGAUUUUCUUUCUCAAAAGAUUAUGUUCGAAACCUUCAAUACACCAGCUAUGUACGUCGCCAUCCAAGCUGUGCUGUCGCUUUACGCUUCUGGUCGAACAACAGGAAUUGUCAUGGACAGCGGUGAUGGUGUGAGUCACACGGUUCCCAUCUACGAGGGAUACGCUCUUCCCCAUGCCAUCAUUCGUCUCGACUUGGCCGGCAGGGACUUGACCGACUACCUGAUGAAGAUUCUGACCGAGCGUGGCUACUCCUUCACCACCACUGCCGAGCGCGAGAUCGUGCGUGACAUCAAAGAAAAACUGUGCUAUGUUGCUCUUGACUUUGAGCAAGAAAUGGCUACCGCUGCAUCCAGUUCCAGCUUGGAAAAGAGCUACGAGCUUCCUGAUGGGCAGGUCAUCACCAUCGGUAACGAAAGAUUCCGUGCACCAGAGGCCAUGUUCCAGCCGUCCUUCCUUGGAAUGGAAGCUGCAGGCAUCCACGAGACCACAUAUAACUCGAUCAUGAAGUGUGAUGUGGACAUCCGUAAGGAUCUGUACGCUAACACAGUUUUGUCUGGCGGCUCCACAAUGUAUCCAGGAAUCGCCGACAGAAUGCAAAAGGAAAUCACAGCCCUCGCCCCACCCACAAUGAAGAUCAAGAUCAUUGCUCCUCCCGAGCGUAAAUACUCUGUAUGGAUCGGAGGAUCGAUCUUGGCCUCGCUGUCCACAUUCCAACAGAUGUGGAUAUCCAAACAAGAAUAUGACGAAUCUGGCCCAUCAAUUGUUCACCGUAAAUGCUUUUAAUCAUCAAAUGAAACUUUGGCUGUUAGUGUUAAUCUUUAUUCUAUUUUUGUAGAUGUGGUGCUGUUCACAAUAAAAACUUUGUUAACAUAAAAUGUAUGCUUGAGGAUAAUUUAUGAGCUGCAGAUAAUAGAUGGAGAGUACUUUAAACUGACUCAAACUCGAGCGCAGUUGACUUAUUCAGUGCAUAUCUUUCAGUUACCACUGACCAUUUUUGUGCCGAGAAAGAUUGUUAGCAAAUGUAAGUUUACUUUAAAUAAACGUCGAAGGACUUUUAUCGAAAACCUACAACAGGCUUCUUCCUUCAGUGUGGUUCUGAGGGCGUUACCUCUUUUCAAGAACGCUUAAGCAACCUCAUUCCCUGGCUUCCGCCUUUGAAACUUAGAGCAAAGGGGAAGGGCUUAAUAGACUCUUCAAAAGCGGCGGCCAUGUGAUGGCCCGGUAGAACCAAAAACCUUAAGUUUGUUUUUAAAACAGUCUUCAUACGUACAUAAGACUGGACUUGCAAGAUGUAUGGCGACUGUGCAUAGUGAAGUAGCCGUGUGAUGAAGGUCUGUAAGCUUGAAAGUUAGCAGUAUAGCCUUACGGUGAAUUUCAACUGCCGCGUAAUUUUUACGCGCGUAAAUAAAAUAGGGACAAUGUAUGGAAAGGUCACGUGUAACCGUAAAAGUUGAACCUCGCUCAUCUUUUACGUUCACGCGCGGCUUUCACACAUUGCCUCUAUUUGAUUUACGCACGUAAUGUCAUAGGUGAAGAAUUACUCCUUAAUUUUGGCGCGAAAUUUCAGAGUUAAUUUGUAAUUUCACAUGUGAAAUUACAAAAUUGCCAUGGCAACCCUCCGUACGUCUCAGUGUCAAAAUGGCGACGAAGUUUUAAAAUGCCGUGAAUGAAGAUACCAAGGUACAAAAAGACGCUUUAGAAGACCUGAACACACGAAAGAGCAAGAGGUAAAAGAGGUAUUUUGUCUAGAAAUUGUGAAAAUUCUGAACUUGAGCCAAAUUUAAGGUCUAAACCUUUAGGGAGUGGAGGCUCGAUCGAUACGAUCCAGGAUAAACAAGUCAAAAAUUCACGAUUGCUAACGUAAUUCGUCACCAAUGAUAUUAAUAAGGAAUCAAUUGAUUACACAUACUAAAUUUUACGCGCGUUCGCACGGAAAAAUUACGCGACACUGGAAAUCAACCCAAAGACGGAAAAAAGCAAUAUUUGCCGGUCACAUUUCGCUAUGCCUGGUUUCCCCGCGAAAUAACGUCUGAGGAACCGGGCUGCAGAAAGUCCAUCUUGUAGUGCUUCUGAUAGGUUGAAGCAUAUUUGCGGCAUGGCACAACCAAUCAGAAACUCCACCCAGAUCUGGGUACAUAAGUGACACGUCAUCAGUAUGGAAUUUCUGCGCUCGUUCCUUAGAGGUCAUUUCGUGGAGCAACCAGUCGCCUCCCAAUUCACUCGGUUAGGUGGCGGUUCGGCACUGUUUGAAGUUUGAUAAAUUUUGUGACACUGAGCCCUUCAAUGCAGGUGUACACAGGACCGAGCAACUUCCAUGUACAUGUACUCAUGUAACGGCGUUUUCUCCGACCAGCCUCACAAACCAGUCAACAAAACAUACAGACCCAAUAUUUAUUUUGGACGUUUUUUUUUUUCAUCUCAUAUACCUCACAAAGGAAGCGGAGCUUCCACUUUCGUGGGAAAAAGUGUUCUAAAAUGAAUCUCAAGAUAUACCCGUCCGUGAAAAUGCCGUGACAGCCCUAGUAUGGCGUUACUCGCUCCCGGGGUUAUAAAUGUACAUAGCUAUUCUAUCACAUGACCAGGAGGCGGAGAUCCCAUAAGAUAGCACGGCGCUUGCGCAAUCCAUUGGACGAUUAACGCGACGAAGGCAUCUUUUUCCAUCGGAGCUGUUUUCUUUUUCGUAUUCAAGGUCAAUUCUGUUCUGUCGUUUUAAUCCAAACAAGUAAUUCGUAAGAUGUUCGGAAAUCGUUAGAUCAUCGAUUGAUGUCUUCCGUAGUCUUUGGACUACUUCGUAAAACCUUCGGAAGUCGAAUUUUUUGCUAAGGUUGUCAACUAGAACUUUUUUUUUUCAUUUAUAGAUAAACCUGGCCUGUUCGCGGAAUUAUUGUCAAGUGCGAUGAACUGCUGCUCCGCUACUUACGUUGUCUCCGCAGCAAAAGAAGUGAUAAUAAAUGACGAAAAAGAAACAAUUUUGACCUUAAAAGGAAAAUGCAUUUCUGCCUGUUAAAAAAUCAUUUGUAAACACAUUUUCGGUAUAUGAACGUCAUUAACGAAACAGUACGUUGUUGAUCUUUAAAGUAGCCUGCAUAAGAGACGAUAACUAUAAAAAAGAGUGGGGGGUUUCAGGUCUUUAAAAUAAUUAUCUAAAAUAAAAAAUAACCCAAAACAUAAUAGUGUAGAAAGUUUCUUUAAAAUAACCUGACCGUCAGAAACAAGCGACACUUGGACUCGUUCAACGUACACCAGUGCUCAGAAUGAGCAUUUAAAUACAAGCAGGUGACUUUUAGUCAUUUGGAAUAAAAAGUCGUAAAUUAAGCUUGGUCACAAUUGAAGGGGAAGUUUUUGAAACGAUUCUUCACCAAACACACAACAAAGACCUGCUCGAUCACAAUUAUGAUAGCUGUUACUUACUUUACCGCCCAUUGGGCUGAAAAAAUCAGUUCAAAACAUGUCCAUAUUUGGUCAGGAGAUUGGCCCUAUUCUUGAAAAAAGCUGUGUAAUAAUAUUCAAAACGAAGUACAAGCUAGAAAAAUAUAUUAAACGCGAACAAUCACAAAUUGUUCGCUUCAACUGUAAACAUUGGGCAAACACGUUACUUUGGUUUGGUCAUUUCUAUAAACAAACUUGAGCGAGUAACGCGCAAAAAUAACGUCUAUUGUGAGCCAAUCAGUUAAGAGCACGGAUUUCGGCCGAUUAUUUAAACCGUGCCACAGCGAGGGCAUUUAUACAUUACGCUUUACCCAUCGUGAUAAAUUCUAGCUAAUCUCGCGCAAAACUUCCAAUUUAAAAUGGCCGAUGAGGACGUUGCCGCUUUGGUUAUAGACAAUGGCUCCGGUAUGUGCAAGGCCGGUUUCGCCGGAGACGAUGCUCCUCGUGCAGUGUUUCCCUCCAUAGUUGGCCGUCCAAGGCAUCAGGGUGUGAUGGUUGGAAUGGGUCAGAAAGACUCUUACGUCGGCGACGAAGCUCAGAGCAAGAGAGGUAUUCUGACUCUCAAAUAUCCCAUCGAACACGGCAUUGUAACAAACUGGGAUGACAUGGAAAAAGUAAGUUAAUCUCUUGGUGCAAACACUGAAUAAGAAUAUUUUUAAAACCUAAGAUUUCCUUGGAUUUCAGAUCUGGCAUCACACCUUCUACAACGAGCUGCGUGUAGCUCCCGAGGAACACCCAGUUCUGCUGACAGAAGCGCCUCUCAACCCAAAAGCAAACAGAGAAAAAAUGACACAGGUAUAUAUAAAUGUUGCCUUAAACGUAUCUGCCUUGUCUAAUUAUGAUCUCUUACCAGUUAAGGGCUGUUUUAUAAUGAUUCUAACUGAAGUCUUCUGUCAUACUUAAAAAAACUAGCCAAGUAAAAAACUAAUAUUGCCUUUAUCAAUACACUACACACGUAUGCUAAAAAAGUAGUCCUUUUUCAGGAAACGGAAAUCGGUAUUCUGCGGCCGAUAAGUAGAUCGAAAUUGUUUUUUACGUGUAAUGAUUAGAAAAGAGAUACAUACGUGGGGUGAACAUUAGUAGGAACGCGAAGAUUUGAGAUACAUGAUGCUUUAAUUCUCUCCAAUGAAUAACCCACGCGCGACCGCGUGGUUGAAUUCACUCAGAAAGGUAGCAUAUUGUUUAAUACUAAAGAAAGUAUACAAUGCCUUGUUUUCGUUUUGCAAGAUGAUGUUAACAUGCUAAUGAAUGUUUUACUAAGUAAAUGCAACGAAAAAGACCUUGUUUCCACAUAUGGUCAUGUCAAGUAAUGAUUGGUCAGAUAAACAAAGCAAACCGUAAGAAGUCCGCCAGUAGCCCGCGGCGAAGUUACGAUUUAGAAUUCGGUGCAAAAUACACUGAACAGAAAAACCGAUGUUCGAAACUUGAGGAAAUUUCUGCCUAAUUUUGCCAACUUCGGCAUGGUUAUUAGAUGUCCAUGAAAAUGCUUAGUGCUAAAUGUAGUUUACAAUUAUAUGUCUUUUUCCAUGCAUUGUAAUGUACAUUUUUUCUCAAACUUGGAAAAUCAAACCGAUCGUACAAAAAGCUAGAAGGUGUUCUCCAAGACUUCUGUGCAAUUUUGCAGAAAUAUUGACUUUUAAUUAGACUUGGGCUAAACGAGCGUGAUGUCCGUUGUCACUAACAUCGCACAUUGUGCAGACUAGAGUCUUAAGUUUAAAAGAGACGGCUCGACACAAGAAAAGAAACGUUGGACCAUUUCACACUCAAUAAUUUAUUUCAUCAGAAUAAAGCCUGUUUAACAUAUUAUGUUAUAGAAUACGAUCGGCGACCGAUCUGCGUCAUAUCGCAGUCAUAUUCUCUGGAUCGGGUCCAACAAAAAAGGCAUGUUUGCGAUCGCUUACAUACGAGACAUCGACCAUGCAUCCCCCUAACUUAAAUAUGGGAGUCCGUCCUUGGGCUUGUGAUCAUGUCGCAAAAUGUUCCAGACGGUUACAGAUUUAAUAUAUUGAAACCAAGCUUCUUUUAUUCUUAAACAGAUCAUGUUCGAGACCUUUAACACACCAGCUAUGUACGUGGCCAUUCAGGCUGUGCUGUCUCUGUACGCUUCUGGUCGAACAACUGGCAUCGUUAUGGACAGCGGUGAUGGUGUAACGCACACAGUUCCCAUCUACGAGGGUUAUGCUCUUCCCCAUGCUAUCCUUCGUCUCGACUUGGCUGGCAGGGACUUGACCGACUACCUGAUGAAGAUUCUGACCGAACGUGGCUACUCCUUCACCACCACUGCCGAGCGUGAGAUCGUGCGUGACAUCAAAGAAAAGCUGUGCUAUGUUGCCUUGGACUUCGAACAAGAAAUGCAAACUGCCGCAACAAGUUCCAGUUUGGAGAAGAGCUACGAGCUUCCCGAUGGACAGGUCAUCACCAUUGGAAACGAGAGAUUCAGAUGUCCUGAAGCCAUGUUCCAGCCUUCAUUCCUUGGAAUGGAAUCUGCCGGCAUCCACGAGACCACAUAUAACUCAAUAAUGAAGUGCGAUGUGGACAUCCGUAAGGAUCUGUACGCUAACACAGUGUUGUCCGGUGGCUCCACCAUGUUCCCUGGAAUCGCUGACAGAAUGCAGAAGGAAAUAACUGCUCUGGCCCCGCCAACAAUGAAGAUCAAGAUCAUUGCUCCUCCUGAGCGUAAAUACUCUGUAUGGAUUGGAGGAUCGAUCUUGGCCUCUCUGUCCACCUUCCAACAGAUGUGGAUCUCCAAACAAGAAUAUGAUGAAUCUGGUCCAUCAAUUGUUCAUCGUAAAUGCUUCUAA